This is a messenger RNA of Geodia barretti, 279 nucleotides long. The record is from the annotation of a GenBank genome assembly. Lineage: Eukaryota; Metazoa; Porifera; Demospongiae; Tetractinellida; Geodiidae.
CUGGUGCAUGGACUUGCGCUUGGGCUGGUGGUCGGACUGAUUGCGUUCAUCUGGAAGGGGAGCGAGUAUCUUGCGCUGGUGGUGGGGAUUGCGAUGACCGCGAAUCUUGUGGUGGCGGGGAUAAGCGGGGUGGUGGUGCCGCUUGGCUUCAGGGCGCUGAGGAUAGACCCGGCGCUGUCCUCGGCGGUGGCUGUUACCACGCUGACGGAUGUGUUGGGAUUCCUGGUGUACCUUGGGCUUGCGACGGCGGCGAUCGGGUUGAUUGUGGGGAGCUUGUGA